AUGAACGUCUUUUUGAGGUGGAUGUGCAUCGCGGAAGACGUGCGCAGAUGACGUCGCUGGGCGGCCUCCAUACAGUCGGCGUCUCCGCUGCCUCGUCUCUCUUCCACACUGUCUCUGCACACAAGUCGUCGUCAGUCGCUAGGUCUGCCUUCCGACAAAACAGUCCGCUUCGUCUGUUUCUGCGAUAUCGUCGAGAUGAAGGAGAAGCUGCUGGAGGAGGGCGGCAAGGGCGCCGUCGGAGGACGUUGGUCGCGCUUCGUCCGCGGGUUUCGUCGCGACUCCGCUCAGCUCUGGCAUGAUCUUUCCGACCCAAGUCGUCAGUUUUCUUCAUUUUCUCUUUUCCAAUCACUUUCCACAUUCUUUCUCAUCUUCCGGGCUCUGAUUUGCCUAUUUUCGUGAACUUUCGAUUUCAUUCGCUCGAGCCGGGGCAAAAAGUUAUUUUUCAAAAAAAGCAGUAUUAAAAAAAAGUCAAGAUAGAUUGCAAAAAGAAAAAGUUUAACAGUAUAUGAAAGAGUUAAUCAAUUACUUUUUUGAGUAAAAGCGUACAAUUGUCCGACUUGUGCCUUUCUUUCAUUCUUGUGCUCGUAUUUUUGUGCUUGGUUCGCAAAAAUGAAACUGUAAAAAACAAUCUGUUUUUCGUAACUUAUCAGAUCAAGCAAGUCGAUAGAUGGUCGAAAACUUGUCGACUAUCGUGAUAAUCAGUUAUUCGAGGGCCCGGCUAUUUUCGCGUUCCUUAACGCGAUCGAGUUCCCGAAAAAGCUUUUCUUUCGUAUGACCACAGUAUAUCUCUUGCCGUCAGACGCCGACCACAUUUUUCGCUUCACUAAUCGAUAAUCAGUCUGGGGAUUGGAUAAAAUUGCGAAAACGACCGGUUUGCAAUAAGUUGCGCAAGCACGGCGAAGAUUUUAGUCGAAGCCAGAAGGAAAAAAAGCUUUUCUUUUACAGAGAUGCGGUUUCCAUGGCCGACGAACACUCCUCUUGAAGUUCACGAACUGGUCGGCGCAGAGAGGUACCGAGAAAGGAAGGAAGCAAGAGUUGAUGAUCAACUGCAGGUUCGACUCGUCGUCCCACCGUUACCACAUGCCCUUCUUCUGGAUGACGAUGGCUGUUCCGGCCACCCCAGCUUGGUCAGUCAACAUGAUAACGAAAAAAAAAAGAGGAACUUUUAGAUCCCUCAAAAAUCUAAUCACUCUUCAAAUAUUCAUUUGUUUUUUGGUUCAUUUUGGCUUAGAUUUUUCAAGGUAUGAAUCGUUCAAACGAAGGUUUAUUCAACGCAAAAAAUACUUGAGAAGAUUUUUCAGAGGCAAGUCAUAUUAGAUUCUAGCUGAAGAUAAUGAAAGACAUCAAGAUUAGAAAAUUCCUCAAUACAACGCACUUGAAGAUUGCCAUUUUCCCUUAAGUCUACGCUAUGAUCCAUGAUAAAUUGAAGAAAGAUAGUUAUCACAAAGAAUUCUUCUACAUUUUUGAAUUGCCGUUCUUCAUACCCUCAAAAUGAACAUUUUAGGGGUUUGAUGGUGUGUAUGAUCGAAAUGGCAUUCGCUUUCGUCUGUUUCUUUUGCGUCAUCCUGCACUAUCUGCUUUUUCUGCCCAAAUGUGAGCAAUUCGGUCGGCCGCUCCUCAUUUUCUUCCUCACUGCCGUCCAGUACUCCGUUUUCUACUCUUUCAAGGUUCGUUUCAUUUUGACAUAACCAUAUAAUUUUUUCACGGGGUAAUUCUGCAGGUAAGUCAAAACAUGAAGAAAAAAAAAAUUAAUCUGAAAAUUAGGCGAAAUCAGUACGAACAUUUCGAAUUUUUUUAAAAUGUUUUUUUCUCGUUUUCAGGUAGAUUUGGUGUGAUUUCUUUUUCAAAAAAUUUCGUUGAGCUAGAUCUUCUGAACAUUCCAUAGAGUGAAGUUAUGAGGAAAAAUCAUUGAUAAAAAUCUUGUUUAAAAAAAUUUACCAUUGUUUUAAUUUUUCGAGAAAGAAAGUCUUAAAGUUCAAUUCAACCGCCCAAAAAGUUGUCUUUGUGCUCAAAUUAGAUAUGUGUUUUAGUUGAAGCUUCCCUUUUUUUAUUGCUUUGAAUCUCUGUGUCUGACUAUGAGAAAUAUUCCAGAUAGUUUCUAAAAACAAAAUGAUGGGAUCUCCAGAAUUUUUUCUUUCUUUGUCUUCGAUUCUCACAGAGGUCGAAAUAUUGUCGAACUGUUCAUGACACUCUCAGGUGUUGUUCGUGAUCGCGGUGGUGGAGCGAAGGGCGCGACUUCUGCGAGUGCAGCUCUUCUUCCAGUACGCGACGUGCGUCUUCCUCCUGCUCGACGCUUCUUUCGCCUUGGCUUCCGACCUCGGCGGAUACAACGAAGAGGUCUUUUUUUUCUUUAUAUUUAGAUUUUCGAGUCGCUUUUCUUGCAUUUCCUCCCUUAUCCAGCACGAUUACGACUUGCAAUGACUAAUAAACAUAUUUUUCGACCCGAUUUCUCAGCUUCCACCAUUUGAUAGAUUUUUAUUCGUGAUAAGGUUUGAGUCGGUGGAAAAAAAACUUUUAGAUGAGCUUUGAAAGGAAACAAAAAAAGACUUUCUAAAUUCUAUUCUAAAAAAAUUUCUUCAGUGACGUUAAGUUGUGAACAUUCUUCUCAGGCAAUUUUUUAAAAUUUUUUCCCUAUCGCUUUGAAAUCGAAAUUGUCAUUUUUUGUCUUAAGAAGCUUCAUAGAAAACAUACGUUACCUUUGGAAAGAAAAAAAAAAUAGAGUUGAAUAGAAAUUAAUAGACUUCUCCAAGUUUGAAGGGCUAUAUAACGACUCUUGUCUCAGGGGAUCUAUUGCGAAAAGAAUCCUAUGCUGAUUCGGUUCGUCGCCGUCGUUUCGUUGGUCUUCCUCUUCGUGCAGCUGUUUCUGCGCAUCGCCACCGUCCAAGUCUUCAACUUCAUGUGGGACACUCGCAAGUUCCGGUUAGUUUCUUUCCCAAUUACUAUUCCACGCCAAUUUCAGACUUUUUAUCCUCAUGCGAGAUGCCUUUCUUUGAAAAUUCCAGUUCUUUUACUUUUUUUACGGUUCGAAAUGAUUCACCGACAAACGUCUCUUUUCAUGUCGUUUCUUUUUUUCUGGCGUCGUCGCGGUGAUCUUCUUUUUAAUUCGAAUCAACUGUCCAUCGCCGAUUCCACUCUCUCCAUUUCCGCUCAAUCUGUCUUGACCUUUCGUCUUGCUUUUCGUAUUUCUUCCGCUUCUCUCUCUCAGAUUUCAUUUUCGCUGAUAAACUCUUUUCCUACGUUUUUCUAAAACUCGGAUGAACUUGAAUUUAAGGAAGGCGCUCCACAAUUCCAAAUGGCGAUAUCGCAAACGCGUCUACUUCUCCUACUGUUCGAUUAUGCAGGAAGACAUGAAGCGUCUUCAGCUCAAGGUGUUUUCAAAGUUCAAUUUGGUUUUCGAUUGGUAGCGGAUAGUCAGAGUGCCCUUCAAUCACCUGAAACAAAGUUAACCAACUCGAGAUACCUGAAACGUCAAAAUAUUUCGGAACUUUUCAAAAAGCGGUAAAAGUAGCUAACAAAGAACCUGACAAAGGUUAAUCGCGUUUCUGGAACCCGAUACGAUUUUUAGAAAAAAAUUCAAAAAUUUUGAUUCGGAAGUUUUUUCUGAAAUCAAAUGAAAUUGAUUGCAGAACAAAGAAACCAACGUGAUAACGCGCAUCCGCAACGAACAAGAAGAAAUUCUCAAGAAGAUCCAAAUGAAGCAAAACGUAACCAACAUCCUCAUCUCGCCAGAUGAGUCGACGUCGGCCAGUCCGGUCGGAAGUGUGAGUGUGAGUUGGGACAAGUCUGUUGUCACCCUUCGUCGGAACAUUUUCCAGACACUCUCUUCAUCGCGAGAUCCACCUCAGUACUUGGUGGCUCCUCUGGGCAAGCGAAAGCCAGAGAAAAGUCUGCCGCGAAAAGCGAAGAAGAUCCGCGACGAGGAUGGCGCCCCUCGAAUGCCUCCGAAGAGACGUCCGAGGCCGGCUUUGCGUAAAGGUGGCGUCCGAAUCCAGCUAGAGGUAAGGGUUCCGAUAGUUGUCCAUACGAAUCAAAGACCCAUUCUCGUUGUUUUUAAUAGCUAGAAGAAAUCCAGAAAAAAAACAAGAUAUAGUUAAGGCCUUUCACGACUACAAACUUUGACAAAACUUUCAUUUUUCGAAAAAAAUCAACACAUGUUUUCCUUAAGACAUGCAAUAAUUUUUCCGGUAUAGAAUGAUGAGUUUCGUCGUCAUUUAAAUGAUUCCCCUAAAUGUUUUGAUCCACAAACAGAAAUUGGAACAGCCUUUGCGUUUUCUCAAAACCAAAAUAAAAACUCACUUGCCGAUGCGAGUCAAAGUUCGAGACACAUCUAAUUAAAAUUUCAUCUAAUUGAAAUUUCACUCGAAUCAUUUCACCCACGAGGUUGAGCUAUGAGCAACAAGCAAGUCAUUAUUUCAUUUUUCAAAGCUGCGUGAUGAUUGUUGCGAGUCCCGGGCAGUACUGAAUGUAAAGUUUGAAAAUUCAUAAUUUACAACCAAAAGCUUGUGCAAGUAGCGAACUCAAGACCUUUGAAGGGUCUUUCGAAAAUUGUUUAGAAAAAAACAAAACUUUACACUAAAACGAAUCUGAAGAAUUAUUGCCAUUAACACAGUAUAAAUUUGAUUACUGUCAAGUUUUUUUUUCCUGUUCUCAACAAUUUUCUACUGAGGAAAAGGCUGAUUAAUUCGAGAAUGAAUGUUUUCAAGGUGGACCACGAAACGGUCCGUCUGCUGCUGAACAAAAACCGGCAGAACGGGCCUUUGCCUCUCAAAAUCGAGGAGGACAACGAGGCUUCCGACUCGGCUGCCAUCGAAAUCUAA
Molecule: messenger RNA, 4817 nt
Organism: Caenorhabditis auriculariae
Lineage: Eukaryota; Metazoa; Nematoda; Chromadorea; Rhabditida; Rhabditidae
Source: the annotation of a GenBank genome assembly